Messenger RNA from Drosophila hydei, 821 nucleotides. RefSeq lists its product as uncharacterized. Bases 94 to 801 code for a protein of 235 amino acids. Gene Ontology annotation, molecular function: proteasome binding. Gene Ontology annotation, biological process: proteasome core complex assembly. The record is from RefSeq and is a predicted model, not a curated record. NCBI's taxonomy places the organism in Eukaryota, Metazoa, Arthropoda, Insecta, Diptera, Drosophilidae. The transcript has 3 exons. Gene Ontology annotation, cellular component: endoplasmic reticulum.
CUUUUGAAAAUGACUUGAAAAAAAAAACGAUACAAUUGUCAACGUUUUCUUGUUUUUCAUUAGAAUCCCAAUUUUCAAUUUAUUAAUAACACAAUGAGUUGUCCAGGCUUUGGCGAAGUAAGAAUUCCGUCUUCCCGCGCGUUCUGGGAUGACUGCGAGGAGGACGAAUUCGAAAGCAUUGAGCCGGCCCCAAAGUCGCAACUCAAAUUUAUGGAUGGAACAGAUGAAACACCAUUUGCCAGUGAUCUGUUAGUGCUUCUCGAGGGUCCAUUCGUAACAGAGUUCAGCAGGGGUGCGUUGCUUGACGAUGCAAAACUCAUUUGUGAGAUACCAGCAAAAAGUUCCACUUUGCAUUGGAAUGCCUCAAAAGGACAGCUGAUAGCCACGCUGGAGGAGGAUCUGACCAGCAGUGGCGAAAUUACAGAGCUACUAAUACCUUACGCACAACUAGCAAAGCGCGUAUUAACCAUCACCAUAAAGCCCAAGGUGGACUACAAAAGCGAGGAGAUUGACAGAUACUGCGAAUAUGUAGCUAUUGUGCACAGCAUUGGUGGCAAGGGAGAUGAUAAAACUUUGAGCGAGCUAGAAGCACCCAACUUUAUAGCUGGAGUGGCAGCAGGCAUUGCCAGCUGGCGUAAUCAGAUGGAAUUACCUGUCAGCUCUUACGUUAUAUACACAGACAAACUGCCCCUGGAUGUAAUUGCUGCACAACCUGUGCUGAAGCUGCUACAGAAGAUGGGCGUACCGUGCAUUGAACGUUAUUUACCACCAGCCAAGGAUAGCUCCUACUUGUAUAUGUAAACAAAAUGAACAUAAGUGUU